AGAGAGAGAUAGAGACAGAGACAGAGAGAGAGAGAGAGACAGAGAGAGAGACAGAGAGAGAGAGAGAGAGAGAGAGAGAGAGAGAGAGAGAGAGAGAGACAGAGACAGAGACAGACACAGAGACAGAGACAGAGACAGAGACAGAGACAGAGACAGAGAGACAGAGACAGAGGGAGACAGAGAGAGACAGAGAGAGAGAGAGACAGAGAGAGAGAGAGACAGAGAGAGAGAGAGAGAGAGAGAGAGAGAGACAGACAGACAGAGCUAGGAUUUGUGAUGAUAGAGCUCCUUCAGUCUAUUCAAUCGCCGACCACCUGAUCGAUUCACUUCAGGAAAUAAAACUUUUUCACACUGAUAGACAAUCUUUGAUCUCUUCAUUGGCAGACUUGCCUAAUCAACCCUUCAAACUACAAUCCAGAUUGUACUCUCGCCACCUUGACACUCAAUUUCAGACCUUCCUGAAAGGCUGUUCAUCUGAAUAUGAUAAGGCAAGAGUCAUUAGCUGCGGUGGGCCUAUUGCUGGGAGCUGGCUGGACGUUAUACCAAAUACGCAGGAAUUCACUAUGAGUAACAUGGAUUUCCGUGUUGCUUCUUUGUUGCGACUUGGUGCUCCUCUGCCAGAAUUACAAGCGUUAGACAACUGCAUUCCUCAAUGUAAACAACCUCUUGACAGUAGUGGCUACCACAUACUAACGUGUAAAUGGGGAGGGGGAAUCAUUCGACGCCAUGAUCACAUUGCAGAUUGUUUAUACAAAAUGCUUACCUCUGUUGGAUAUCGAUGCAGAAAGGAGUUGCCAGAUCAAUUCGAUGGAAAACAAAGACCAGAUGUUGCUGUCUAUGACUAUAAAGAUGGAAAAAAACUUCUACUUGACGUUACCAUUGCUCAUCCUGCAGCUAGGAAGUACAUCUCUAAAAGUCAUUCAGUAGCAGGCUUUGCUGCUACAGAGAGAGAAAAGCAAAAGAACACAAAGUAUCUUUCUAAAUCUAGAGAGUUGGGGUAUCUUUUCAAACCGUUUGCAAUGGAAGUAUUUGGCCGAUGGAGUGAUUCAGCCCAAAAUUUUUUAUCGGAAACAUCAAAGUUCGCAGCUUCAUCUUUACAAAUAUCCAGCGCUGAGUUCCUCCACAUGUGGCGCCGACGCUUUGCCACGUGUCUUCAAAAAGAAAACGUUUCCAUCAUGUCAGAAAAGAUGAAAUCGCUUGUCCCAAAGACCACUGUGGAUGCCAACUUUCGUCAGAAGCAGCCUGUCAGAUGCUUUGGACUUGACUUUAGUUAAUUAAAGUAAUUACCAUAGUGCAUGCUUAGUUAGAAUCUUAUGUAGUUCGUAAUCUAUGUAGAGUUCUUCUUUAGUCAUAGUUUCGUUUUAGUUCAGUUGAACUG
Molecule: messenger RNA, 1378 nt
Organism: Corticium candelabrum
Lineage: Eukaryota; Metazoa; Porifera; Homoscleromorpha; Homosclerophorida; Plakinidae
Exons: 1
Coding region: 564-1274 (236 amino acids)
Source: RefSeq, a predicted model, not a curated record